GCGCGUGGGAGGCCGUGAUAAGCGCGGGAAGGAGGGUCGUCACGUGGUCAGCUGGCGGCAGAUAAAGGGUCCACGCGCGCCGCCUUUAUAUCCCCGCGGGGGAGAGGCGCGGGCGCCAGAGGAACCAAGAUGACGGCGACGACGACGCUGCUGGCGAGCGCGACGCUUCUGGCCGUGUGGGCCGCCGAGGCCGCCGCGCACGGCAUGCUGUGGUGGCCCGCCAACAGGGGCUCCAUGUGGAGGUUCGGCUACAAGACGCCCGUCAACUACGACGACAACGGUCUCUUCUGCGGCGGCUUCUCGGUCCAGUGGGAGCAGAACGGAGGCCGCUGCGGGGAGUGCGGGGACGACUACUCGCUGCCGAGGCCCCGCCCCAACGAGAACACCGGCCAGUUCGGCACCGGGGUCGUCGUGGCCCGGCUCGCCAGGGGACAGGCGUUCAACGCGUCGGUGCGGCUGACGGCCAACCACCUGGGCUACUUCCAGUUCAAGCUGUGUCCGCUGCGAGGCGCCACGGAGCUGGAGACGCAGGCGUGCUUCGACGCUCACCCGCUGCCCGUGCUCGGCGCCACCGACUACAAGUACCACGUGCCGAGCGCCGACCCGGGCACCUUCAGCGUGGGCUUGCAGCUGCCGCCGCUAGUGGCGUGCGAGCGCUGCGUGCUGCAGUGGACCUACACGACCGGCAACUCGUGGGGCAACUGCAACAACGGCACGUCGCGCCUGGGCUGCGGCUCCCAGGAGACUUUCAGGACCUGCUCCGACAUCUCCGUCCUCUAGGGGGCGUCCUCCCGGGCCGACAGCCUCUGGACCGCCCUCCAGUUAGGCCCCUCGAAGCCCCCGGUGACGAGACGCGUGUGUGCUUGGGCGCUCAAGAGAUCCACACAGACCGACCUACCUUCCGCGUCAAAGCACCCCACCGUGUCACGUGUGACCAGCCGAGUCCGCUGUCGGCGCUAGGAUCGCACAGGACAAGGACAUGGCCUCUCUUAUCAGACGGGGGGGCCGAUAUUGCAAAAGGAAGAAACAAACCGCUGGCGUGUGUGUAUAUACCUCUCCAUUUAUGUCUAAUGUUCACUGUUUUUUUUUUUACGCGAAUUGCUUGCUCUUCCUUACGCGAGUGUGAUUUGCUCCUUGUGACGCACGUGAAAGGAAAAUGAUGGCGUUCACCACAGUGUGUGAAAAAAAUACCGCGAAAUUGGUGGGGCAUCUAUGGACAAAUGGUUGGACUCAACAUACUGGGACUUCCCUUGAUCAUGACGGAGAAAGCAUAUGCAGCUUUUUUUUUAAAAGGAGGAGUAAGAUAUAUUUUUUUUUUGUUGUAAAUCUGAUAUCUACCAAUCAAUAACGAAAUGAACAUAAUUUAUUAUAAAGAAAUAACUGGUUUUUCACCAAUAGUGCUACUUGGCCGUGAUUUAAUGCGCAAUUACAAGAUAAGGAACACAACGUUUCCACACCCUUGCUACGCUGGAGCGUUUGAGACUACUUUGGGAAGAAAACAAUCCGCGUGUGGGACGCUUGCUAGUCCAUCACACACGUGACAGUUCCUUCCCAGAAGCUGCAUUCCGCUGGAAACACACGGCAUGUUACGCCCCGUUGGGCCCAGCUGAACUGUGAUUAAAACGUUCUUAAUUAGGGAGUUUCGUGUUCGACACAACGGGUACCCUAAUUGUAAGGUAACUAAGUGUGUCCGCCGUUCGUGUGUCACGGGCUUCUGCAACCUAAACGAACUAAAGCCCACCGCACACGGUACAAUAUUUUCUACUAGUUUGCUUACUAGAAUGCUUACUGGUUUAUGUACUGUGUAGGCUACAAGCUGAAACACUAAGUGCGCUACAAGUUUCUGCUGCACACGAUUCUAGCUGCUGCCUUACUAGUUUUGUUAAGAGAAUAAUCUCCACAACAAAUUUCUAUUAUGAUAAAUCACAUUUUUUACUGCAUACAAACAAGGCUCUUCUUUGUAUGCAUUUAUUAAAACGAGGAGUUGGUCACUAUUCCACUUCUUUCCGUCCAUGUUUAUCACGACAUGCGUACUUAAAAGUGUAAACAACCCCUCAUGCUGUUUUCGUGAGUUCUGAUUGGCCACUCCUUAAAUAUUGGAACACACCAAGCAACGAAAAUAGAACGCUGUCUUAUUACGCAAAACCAGUAGCCCAGCUCGUACAGCUACUAGUAUCCAGUUUCAAUUUGAGUGAAGAUACUAGUAGUAGAGCCAGUACGACUCCUAGCUUAUAAUAUUGUAAGGAAUAUUGUACCGUGUGAGGCGGGCUUAAGAAGAGGAGCUGAACCAAAUAUCUCCUCAGAAAAGUCAAGUUUUCGUGUGUGGGAUGUAUAAAGGUUGUGAAAUUAAAAAAAUUAUAAUAAUUGGUGUAUGAAUUAGUUGGUAUCACAAGAAAAAAAUGUAUUUUGCUAAUAAAUGUUUUGACAGUCCAACGAUUGUUUUAUUAUCUUACAUACAUGUAGUUAAGCUCAUCACUCUAUAACGACAAAUAGAUAUUUAUCUAUACCUUGGAGACAAGCACAAAUAUUAGUCUCCUCCGUACCUAUAGAUGUUUAUAAAAUAGAAAAUGGAAGUGUUACAAUAGUGCAACAAUUCAAAUAAAGCGACACAAGUG
Molecule: messenger RNA, 2615 nt
Organism: Bacillus rossius redtenbacheri
Lineage: Eukaryota; Metazoa; Arthropoda; Insecta; Phasmatodea; Bacillidae
Exons: 4
Coding region: 130-780 (216 amino acids)
Source: RefSeq, a predicted model, not a curated record